AUGAAGAGCCUUUUGCCUCUGAGUUUGCUUUUUAUAACAUUUUCCUCUGCAUUYCCUGCAGAUCGAGAGGCUGAAAAUGAGGAAAACAUGCACCUGGCUCAGGCAUAUCUCAACCAGUUCUACUCUCUUGAAAUAGAAGGGAGUCAUCUUGUUCAAAGCAAGAACAGGAGUCUCCUAGAUGGCAAAAUUCGUGAAAUGCAAGCGUUUUUUGGAUUGACGGUGACGGGAAAGCUGGACUCACGAACUCUUGAGAUCAUGAAGACACCCAGGUGUGGGGUGCCCGAUGUGGGUCAGUAUGGCUACACUCUCCCUGGAUGGAGAAACCACAACCUCACAUACAGAAUAAUGAACUACACUCCAGAUAUGGAAAAAGUUGAUGUGGAUGAGGCCAUCCAAAAAGCUUUAGAGGUAUGGAGCAAGGUUACUCCGCUAACAUUCACCAGGAUAUCCAAGGGGAUUGCAGACAUCAUGAUUGCCUUUAGGAGAAGAGUGCACGGUCGGUGUCCUCGCUAUUUUGAUGGCCCCUUGGGAGUUCUUGGCCAUGCCUUUCCACCUGGCCUGGGUCUGGGUGGCGACACUCACUUUGAUGAGGAUGAAAACUGGACAACCAAGGACACAUCCGGGUUCAACUUGUUUCUCGUGGCUGCUCAUGAAUUUGGUCACUCCUUGGGGCUCUCUCACUCCAAUGAUCAAACAGCCUUGAUGUUCCCGAAUUAUGUCUCCAUGGAUCCCAGCAAAUACCCACUGUCUCAGGAUGAUAUCAAUGGAAUUCAAUCCAUCUAUGGAGGUCCACCUAAGGCACCUGCCAAACCACGGAGGCCCAUGGUACCUCAUGCCUGUGACCCUGGCUUAACUUUUGAUGCUAUCACCACCUUCCGCAGAGAAGUAAUGUUCUUUAAAGGCAGGCACUUAUGGAGGAUCUAUUACGAUAUCGCCAAUGUUGAAUUUGAAUUAAUUGCUUCGUUUUGGCCAUCACUACCAGCUGAUCUUCAAGCAGCAUAUGAGAACCCCAAAGAUAAGAUUCUGGUUUUUAAAGAUAAAAACUUCUGGGCAAUCAGAGGGUAUGCGGUCUUGCCAGAUUAUCCCAAGUCCAUUCAUACACUUGGCUUUCCAAGACAUGUGAAGAAAAUUGAUGCAGCAGUCUGUGACCAAAGCACCAAAAAAACCUACUUCUUUGUGGGCAUUUGGUGCUGGAGGUACGAUGAGAUGACCCAAACCAUGGACAGAGGGUACCCACAGAGAGUGGUAAAACACUUUCCAGGAGUUGGUCUCCGUAUUGGUGCUGCUUUCCAGCGUAAUGGGUUCUUCUAUUUCUUCCGUGGAUCAAAGCAAUUUGAAUAUGACAUUAAAGCAAAGAACAUAACCCGGAUAAUGAGACCCAAUACUUGGUUCAAGUGCAAAGAACCAUUAGACUCAUCAUUUGAUAUUAGUAUCAAGGAGCAAGCACAUUCAGGAGGAGUAAAGAUAUCAUAUGAUAAAAGAUUAAGCUUGCUUAUUUUCAUUAUUGUUCAUCUGCUGAGAAAAAUAUAUAAUUAUUGA
Molecule: messenger RNA, 1539 nt
Organism: Urocitellus parryii (Arctic ground squirrel)
Lineage: Eukaryota; Metazoa; Chordata; Mammalia; Rodentia; Sciuridae
Gene: Mmp27
Product: matrix metallopeptidase 27
Biological process (GO): collagen catabolic process; extracellular matrix organization; proteolysis
Cellular component (GO): extracellular matrix
Molecular function (GO): zinc ion binding; metalloendopeptidase activity
Source: RefSeq, a predicted model, not a curated record